AUGGAUACCCAACCGCUGAAGUCAGAUCCCGGCAUCCUCGCAUCGCCUUUGCUGAUCUUCGUUGCAUUGAUGGUUCUUGGUGGGCCACUCCUGGCGAAUUGGAGGCCAGACGCAGUCGGCAACCACUUUGCACUGCGAAAGUACACCGGCAACCACCCCUACCACACCUUCCUGAUUCGCAGAUCGGCCGCGUGGAAGAUGCAGAGCUUCAAGACCUUCGCGCCGCUCGCGAGCGCUCCGCCGUCCACCCGACAAGAGCUGCUCUCACGCGCCGCCUUCCACUCCUUGGUACGGGGAAGGCUGAAUUUGAGGCGAGCUCUUGACAUUCUGGUUCUUACACUUCCUGCUCGGGCACUUGAGGAUGUCGUGUGGUUUGAUUUGGGCUUCCUCCUGUCGCAGACGUUGCUGGACGUCUCCUUUCUGGAUCGGCAACUCUUGGCCGAACUAGGCCAAAGCUUCGAGGCCGGUGAGCUUUAUUCCUUCCGUGUAUCGUCGUUCCCGACCUUCACACGCUGGCCGCACUGGGCACCGUGGGAGCUUUUGGACGUCGGAGCGGGGCUCGAAGUGGCGUCGGGCCAUGUGAGUGCAGAUGAGACCUUUGAAUGCCGCGGCGAUUCCGGCUCGAAUCGAGUGUGGACCCAAACCAACCGAGAUCUGUGCACAUGCCAGACAGCAGCUAGAAAGAUUAGAUCCGGCCGUGUUCGCAGCCGUCUCCUGGGCUCCCUGGCUGGUGCAGGCAGAGCCGCGGCAGAGCGCCAGAAAGAGAGGCUCCGUGCCAUGGGAAAAACUCCUGAGGCACCCUGGCUGGCACAGGGCAACCCUGGGCCCAGUGGGCUCCUUGCCACUGGUCCAGGUGCUGGUGCGCUGGUCAUCGGAUCCGAGGAUCUCCAGAAAUUGCGUGGAGCCUUGGGGCGUGUGGCCGACGAGCUGCAUUUGGUCUUGGGGCUCCUGGACCAGCACCUGGAGGCGGGGCUGCCGGCGCCGCUCCGUGAUGCUAGCAGCGUCUCGGAGGAUGUGCAGCUUCGGGUGCAGCAGGUGGAAGCCGCUCGGCGCGCGGCGGCUGAGGUGGCCGGCCGCGCCGCCGGGGUGGCGGGCACGGCGGCAGCGCUGGCAGCCGGCGAUUUCGUGCCGAUGCCGCGCAUCGAGGACAGCGGCGACGGGCGGGAGCCUCUUCCUCGUCCAGCGCCAGAGGCCAAGGGCGCCAAAACAGCGGUCACAUGGAUCAGUUCGGGUCUCACGCUCCUGUUUUGGGUUUGCAUCUUCUUCCUUGACAUCGUCAUCGUAGUCGGGAUGCAGAUCUUUCUGGAGUCCAUCGGCCGAAAGCGAACUGGUCGCGAGAUCAUGUCUCAGAAGGCCAUGGCCAACGCGCUGGCCAAGGCCGCCACGGGCGGCCCGACGGGGGCUCCCAUCCCCGAGCCCAGUGCAGCAGGCAGCCAGCGACUUUCAGUCCUCUCCCAGGAAGAGCUCUUGGCCCACCUGCUGGCAGAGCACUGGGUGAAGAUCGUCAUAGGCCUGGGCCUUGCCGUUGCUCUGCGACUGCCGCAGCUUUUCCUUAGCGAAGAAGGGGUCGUCUUCCACAUGCUCUUUACUUUGGUGACGGUCCUCAGAUGCAUGUCUCCUGUCAUGCUCUGGUUUCGCGACGAGAUGGGCUUGCCGAAGAAGGGCAAAUCAACGGCAACCAACACAUCGACUGGUGGCGUGCCCGCGGCGGCACCGCACAAGCACAGCCAGUAG
Symbiodinium necroappetens is the source of this 1734-nucleotide messenger RNA. Lineage: Eukaryota; Dinophyceae; Suessiales; Symbiodiniaceae. The record is from the annotation of a GenBank genome assembly.